Molecule: messenger RNA, 3078 nt
Organism: Bursaphelenchus xylophilus (pine wood nematode)
Lineage: Eukaryota; Metazoa; Nematoda; Chromadorea; Rhabditida; Aphelenchoididae
Source: the annotation of a GenBank genome assembly
AUGCCCUCGAAUUCGCGGCUUGGCAACUUCGAAGUGCCGGACUUGUCCUUCAACGAGUACUUUAUUGGCCACUUACUGGAGAAGGUGAAACAAUACCCCAACCGAAAAGCUUACAUCUCGGCCGAGAACCCGAGUGAUUUUGUAACUUUUGAGCAACUCUACAACAACAUCAAGAUCAUCGAGACUUACUUGUUUUCGAUUGGCUUCAAGAAAGGAGAUGUUGUCAUGAUAGCGUCACAAAACUGUUGGCAAUACAUUGCGAUUUUUGGAGCUGUUGUAUCGCGAGGAGGGGCGUUGAGUGGGGCCAACUCGGAUUUCACUGCCUGUAAGUUAUUUUGCCAAAUUUAUUGGGGAUAUCAAUGGUUUUGAGAUGAAAAUCUUGAGAUUCCAAAGGCCAAGGGCUUGAAUAUAGCUGGGGUUUUCCAAAGAUGCCCUGUUUAUUGUCGAAAUUUUUAUUCUCCAAUUUUCAGACGAGCACAAUCGCCAGAUCAAGGACUGCGGAGCCAAACUCGUCUUCUGCUCCAGCGACACUUUAUCCAAGAUCCUCGAAGCCACCAAGGGCCUCAACGUCAAGGUGGCUUUGAUUGACGACAACCCGAAAGUCAAGUUGCCCGCUGGAGUCGUCCGGUUCUCCGACAUUAUAAAGACCAAGCCAAAGAAGUUGCCCGUGCCAAAGAUCGACAAAGAAAAAGACCUCGUUCUUAUCCCAUACAGCUCUGGAACCACCGGAGAUCCGAAGGGAGUCAUGAUCAGCCACAAAAACAUUGUCUCCAUGCUCGAGGCCAUUGACAGGUAAGGGAGGAGUCGUUGCAAGUCGUUGCAAACCUAGCUCAAGUUUUUGAUGACUAUAUGUAGCUUCUCUAAAAGAGUUUUUAAAAUCCUCGAUAGUUCCUGAAAAACAAGUGCCUGAAAAUCUUCUAAAUACCAACAGCAAGCUAGCUGGAAUUUCUUAACAGUCUUGAGAGAUCAAAAAAAAUUUCAGUGAGGGACCUGAUCCAGUAGCAAAAAACGUUCCAUUUUGCAUCCGGGAAACAUCGAAAAAUGUAGCAAAAUACCUCCUUCUCCAAGUGAAAAAACUCCGAUUUCAAAAACGCGCCCACCCUUUUUGUGAGGGCUUUUCAAAACAGAGCUUUUUUGGUUGGAGAGGGAGGCAUUUUACCAUGUCUUUUGAUACUUCCCGGAUGCAAAAUGGUACGUUUUUUGUCACUGGAGCAGGUCCAUCACUGUACAUAUCACUGUGUCAUUCUUCCGUUUUCAGAUACUACGACAGAAACCUGAUGGGCUCCCUCGGCAUCGAGAUGGAAAAGGAAACCAUCUGCCUGAUCAUGCCGAUGUUCCACGUCUACGGUUGUUGUGUUUGUGCGAACGCGGUGAUUCGCGGAACCACUACGGUGUUGAUGAAAAAGUUCGACUUUGAGUUGCUGUGCAAGACAAUCCAAGAGCAUAAGGUGAGAAUUUCUGGAGCAAAGUUCACGCAAAAAAUGCGUUCAAAAAUUUAAUUGGCUAACGAGAACAACCUUGAUUCUUUGAUGUAAAUAGGGAUGUUGGCGGAAAGAGUGGGAUGAUAAGAAAUCAGGUGGUCAUUAAGAAUGGCUCAGUUCAUUGCGCGGGGAAUUUAGUGUGUAAUUUUGGCGAUUGUCUACAUAGUUUGGAGAUGACUGCUUUGAUGGAAAUGUUGCGAAACAAAAGGCAGAGGUGUAUCAACAGAAUUUUCCUAAAAACAAAAUCGAAAAAAAAAUUUUUUGCAUUGUAUUAAGUCGUCCAGAAAGUUCGUUCGUCUUUUCAUUGCUGUUUUACAAGGAUUAUUUGUUCUUUGGCAAAUGGAAUAAAUUUAUUUGAUACAGCUUUUUCCCCUCUGCAAGACUGGCUGUAUCAAAUAAAUAUAUACCCUUUGCCAAACACCAUACAAUCCUCGUAAAACAAAGCGAUGAAAAAACGAACGAACUUUCUGGACGACCUAAUACAACAAACUGAAAGUCACAAAAUUUACCUCACAAAAUUUUUCAGGUUAAAGUCCAAUUCCUUGUCCCAAUGAUUGUCCUCCUCCUCGUCCAUCAUCCCGCCGUCAGCAAGUACGACCUCAGCACUCUCAGAGUCAUCCAGUCCGGCGCUGCUCCGCUGGGCGCCGACAUCUGUGAACUGGCCGCGAAAAAGUAUCCUCAUCUGCAAGUCCUCGGACAAGGCUACGGAAUGACUGAAGCCACUGUUGGCACUCAUUUCCUGGCCAACAGUAAGACCAAUUUUGCGCAGACAGGCUUGUUGGCACCAAACAUGCAAAUGAAGAUCAUUGAUCCGGAAACCGGAGCCGAAGUGCCUCCGGGCAAGGAGGGAGAGGUCUGUGUUCGAGGCCCUAAUGUGAUGGUGGGAUAUCUGCAUAAGCCGGAGGCUACCAACAACACGAUCAUUGAGGGCUGGCUUCACACCGGUAAGGAAUUGUUUUCAGACUUCUUCCAACUAACGGGGGAAGUACCCCAAGUGCGACGCCCAGAUUUUGAUGAAAGUUGGCACAAAUUUAGAAUAAUUUUUUCUAAAUUAAAUGCGAGAAUCCUAGCUCGCGCUUUGCAGAAAAAACCGAGAUUUUUCGAUCGAAAGUUGGCGAAAAUUUGACACUUUAGCGCAGAUCUUUGAUUUCCCUCAAAUUUUCUUGUACUUCCCCUAUGAGUCGUUAAUCCUCCUUUUUAACCGACUCUUAUUUUAGGAGACAUUGGCUACGAAGACAAGGACGGCCUCCUCUACAUUGUGGAUCGUCUGAAGGAACUGAUCAAAGUCAACGGCUUCCAAGUCCCUCCAGCUCAACUUGAAGGUCUCUUGACCUCUCAUCCCGCCAUUGCCGACGCUGCUGUCAUUGGAAUUCCCGAUCAACGAGCUGGCGAAUUGCCAAAGGCAUACGUUGUGAGGAAAUCGGACUCUUUGACUGAAGAGGAUGUCAAGAAAUUCGUCGCUGACAAGACCGUUCACUACAAACACUUGCGAGGAGGUGUUGAAUUCGUUAAGGAGAUCCCCAGAAGUCCUUCGGGGAAGAUCUUGCGGAAGGACUUGAGAGCGCUGGAGAAGAAGAGAGCUCAGGCCAAAUUGUAG